CAGGUGCAAUGAACUAAGUGAAUAGACAUGAUUACGGGUCCGGAAGCAAGACAAACGCAUAGGUUGUUGGACUUAAAGAAGCAGCAAUGGGCUAAAGAGCGAGAGGAAAUCGCGCGCAUGGAUGAGAUGUACCAUCAUCAGCACACUUCAUCGACGUCGCACCAUAAGAUUGAACGCACCUCCAUACGCACCUACUACUCCAAUCUGGAUCUCAGUCAAACCUCAUCGAAUCAGACCUCCAGCCAUGCCCGCCAGCCGCCCGCGCAGCCCAUGCAGCUGAUUGUGCGUCCACAGCCCGCCGCGGACUAUCGCCAAGUGCAGCGGCAACGCAGCGAGGACUAUAUGAAUCAAGUGGAGCGCUACAUAGACGAGCUGGACGUGGACGCCGAUGCGGACUUUGAGGAUGAUGAAUUGCUGUACAGACGACAGCGACGAGGCAGCUAUGCGCCUGGCAUGUCCGAGCGGCCACUGCAGCUGCAGGCGCCGCCUGGACGCUACGUGGAGCUGGUGCCCACUUCGUUGCAAACGGCCAAGGGCCGCAUGCAACAUCCCCAGCAGCAGCAGCAGAGGCUAAGAAGUCCCAGCUUGCCCACAAUCAGGCAGCGGGAGUUUGGCCAAGUCAAUGGCAACGUGAAGGGAACAAACAUUGAUCCCGGCAACGCUAACAUGCCACAUCGAUUAAACAAUCCGAAUGCGAGCCAAGCGCCAGCCGGUUGCCAGGAAGAGGACACUUCUGGCUAUCUGAGCGAUACGCCCAAGAACACACACACGCCCGACAUUUGGUAUAACGACGCAGCCAGUCAAAAUGGGAGCAUUAGUGGCAUGGGCAGCGCCAGCCAGGCCGAGGAGAGCGUUGGCAACACAAGACGUUUGAGGCGAUCGAUACAGGCGCCAGCCAUACCCAUGCAAAUGCCCAUGCCCCAGACCCUGCCCACGCCCACGCCCACAGUGGGCGCCCAAGCAUCCAAGCCCUCGCGUCGCGGGCCCGCACAGCGCCACAGCUAUGAGCCGUUGGCAGCCGAUGGCUACCUGGCAGACGGCUGUUGCUAUUUGCCAGCUCCGUCCACGUCCUCGAACAUGAGCCUCAGUCGCGAUGUAUCCACAUCGAACACGUACCAGGUGCACAUCAGCAAUGCCUCCGAGCAGGGCGACUACUAUGUGCACGAGCGGGAUCGUGAGCGCGCCCGCUGGGCCAACUACAACGUGCAGCAGCAGGUGGCGGUGCCAGCGCCGGGCUGGCUAAAUCGCGGCGUGCACGAUCUCAAGGACAGCGAGGACGAUGCGCAGUCGGUGCAAUCCUCCUCAACCUAUCUGCGCGGCCAGAAUGCGCCUCUCGACGCACAGACGCUGGCCGAGCGCAUGGACAAGCGGCGGAAGGCCGCGGAGUACCAUAACGCGAUCAAGAAGCAGCUGCACGAGCGCGAGCUCAUACGCAAGUGGGAGCAGGAGCGCCAUAGGCAGGAGGAGCAGCUGGAGGAGCAGCGUAUGCGACGGCAAAAGCAACUGGAGCAGGAGCGACUGGAGUACGAGCGGCAUCAGAUGCAGGAGCGCGAAGAGGCGCAGAGGAAGAAGCAGCAGGUGAUGCUGGAUGCCAUUGCCAAGGCGGAGGUUGCGGCCAAAAUAGAGAAGCAAAAGAAACGUAAAAAUCGUGAGCGAAGUCAGAGUCAGGAGCAGUCCGAAAAGCCAGAGCUGCUGCAGGUGCUCUCCGUGGAAGAGGAAGAGGAAGGCGCUGUGAAGGAGCAGUUGGAGAAUGGCGUGAAUCAAGAGGACACGCAGAGCCACACGCCACGCGCCGCGGCGCCACAGGCAGCAGCAGCCACGCAACCAGCUCUGGUCACCGAGGAGAAAGUGCUCAUUGGCACGCCCAUCAAUCUGCGCCGCACCAUAGCCAAGCCCAUCAAGCAGCCAGCCCCAGAGGCAGCCAAUGAGCCCGCUGUGAAAGCCAAGGUUAAGCCGAAAAAUUCUGGCGAGGAGAAGGAAAACUUGGCGCUGCUCAUGCAGCCAGCCACGUUGAUUCCGUUGCCCGUGACCACUGACAUAUUUGGACUACAGAAUGCCAUAGGAAAUCUGCAGAUUGCCACCUACUUUAUGCAGCAGCCGCAGGUGAAGCCGCCGGCGAGCACAGAGCAGUGCUACUCCAAGGCAACCAUGACACAGCGCACAGAGACUUCCAUCUGCACAGAGGAUGGCUAUCAGGCGGAAAAGGAGGAGGAGGACGAGGAGCCGCUGCAUACGGCGCGGUCGGGGCGCACAGCUCUUGAGACUGCCAGCGGCUGCUUCUCGCCCGAUUCGCUGGAGGUGAACAUUGCGCCAGUGCCAGCCGAGCAGGACAAGCUGGCGCUCAUACCCGUAAAGUCGCCUCGGCCAGCCAACGAGUCAGCGAGCAGGCAGCGCAGUGGGGGCUCACUGCAAGCGGAUGUGGAGACUCAGACGGAGCUGCCGCUCAACUGCGAUCUCUGUCUAUUCCACGACAACUUCUACAAGGUGCUGCUGAAGCGCGAGGUGUCCACCACAACCACAACGCAAACAUCGAAGACACAAACGCAGCCUGCCCAGGAGUCAGCAGCGGAGAAGGAUCACGAGACAACGACAACCACCACAACGACGACAACGACCACAUUCAAGGCGAAGACAAAGGACAAAGACAAGGACAAGAACAAGAAGAAUCACAGCAAGGACAAGGAUGCCAACAAAAUGGACGACCGUCCCAAGUGGGGCGUCAAUCGGCCAGUGGUGCAGUAUGUCAAGGCCAGCGACCGAGAUCCCUUCUGUCUGCGCAAAAAGAAGAAUCAUGUGGCCAUAGCCAAGCCGCCGCGCUCUCAAUCAAUGGACUCGCGUCUGGACACCGUUGUGGUGCUGCCCGCGGAUCAGCUGUGCCAGGACGAUGGCCAGGCACUCAUCAGCACUGCUCAGGAAGAGGAAGGCUUUCUGCUCAAGGCUCGCAACGUCUGCACCGAAAUUUUGCCCAUCAAAACGGAUGAAAAGGGACGAAUUUUCCUAAACUUUCGGGAGGCCAGUGCCAUAAUGAACGAGGACGAAAUAAAGGAUAAGUUGCGGCAGAAAUACUUCAACUUCGGGCGCAUUCUGCCACGACGCAGCUGGGCCUCGGCCACGCAGCACGGUCUGCCUUUCAGUGUGACCGCAGCCACAGCCACAGCGCCGCCAGCCACACUCACGGUGGGCGACUUGGCGGACGAUUAAGCAUUAGAAUUCUUAACUUACACCAAAAUAUAUUUCUACCAGAGGCACCAGCAAAUAAUAGAUUUUUUUAAAAACUCAAAAAUACGGAUUAAUUGGAAAA
Molecule: messenger RNA, 3301 nt
Organism: Drosophila hydei
Lineage: Eukaryota; Metazoa; Arthropoda; Insecta; Diptera; Drosophilidae
Exons: 4
Coding region: 28-3201 (1057 amino acids)
Biological process (GO): cilium assembly
Cellular component (GO): cilium; microtubule
Molecular function (GO): microtubule binding
Source: RefSeq, a predicted model, not a curated record